This is a messenger RNA of Aspergillus uvarum CBS 121591, 861 nucleotides long. RefSeq names its product Mob1/phocein family protein. Gene Ontology annotation, cellular component: nucleus; cytoplasm. The record is from RefSeq and is a predicted model, not a curated record. The transcript has 3 exons. Gene Ontology annotation, biological process: cell division; positive regulation of protein phosphorylation; signal transduction. Gene Ontology annotation, molecular function: protein kinase activator activity. NCBI's taxonomy places the organism in Eukaryota, Fungi, Ascomycota, Eurotiomycetes, Eurotiales, Aspergillaceae. The coding region runs from base 1 to 861 and encodes 286 amino acids.
AUGAACAAUGGAAGUCCUGCUCCGUCGCCAACGCCUCAGGGCCCUCCCGCCGGCCAUGUGCCCAACUCCCCGUCUCUCACUUCGAGCUUCUCGGUCGAUACCUCUUCCGCCUACGACCCCGAUGCUCCCAAAUACUUCUUCCAGGAGAAAUACGCGCCCUUGAAUGUGAAGGGCAACUUCUUGACGUUGUGUGCCUGCCCCAAGAACGUGGAGUUGGGCGAAUGGCUGGCUCACCAGAUUGUUGAACAAUAUCGCCUGCUCCACGGUAUGCUCCAGGUCAUUCAGGAGGUCAACAGCCUCACGGGUCUCCCAAUCUGCAAUGAAAACACUUGCCCCACCAUGUCCGCUGGUCGAUUGACAUACACAUGGCUUGUCGAUGGCCGUGCAGCUAAGAUCUCGGCUCCCAAGUUCAUCAACCGCGUUGAGAAAUGGAUCGUCAGCAAGAUCCAUGACCCCGUCAUGUUCCCCACGGAGAAGUUCGCGGGCAUGCCGGAGACAUUUGCGAUUAACGAAGUUGGAGGCGCUAGUGCUACUGCUGGAGAGGAAUGGAUCGGCAAGUCCAGCGGCUUCCCGCAGACAUUUUAUAAGGAUUGCCAGGGCAUCAUGAAGCAGAUGUUCCGCUGUUAUGCUCAUCUCUAUCAUGCACACUGGUUGAACCCUUUCUGGCACAUUAACAAGCACGACAUUCUGAACAUGUGCUUCGUCCACUUCGUCACCGUGGCGAAAUACUACAAGCUGGUCUCCGACAAGGAAAUGGAGCCUAUGCAGCCAUUGAUCGACCUGUUCAUCAAACAGCAAAGGAUCCCGCCGGAGGCUCUUUCCGGGGGUCACUGGGGCCAACAACAACAGGCCUCUAGCUGA